This is a messenger RNA of Mangifera indica (mango), 1562 nucleotides long. RefSeq names its product transcription factor bHLH68-like. The record is from RefSeq and is a predicted model, not a curated record. Bases 276 to 1274 code for a protein of 332 amino acids. NCBI's taxonomy places the organism in Eukaryota, Viridiplantae, Streptophyta, Magnoliopsida, Sapindales, Anacardiaceae. Gene Ontology annotation, cellular component: nucleus. Gene Ontology annotation, biological process: regulation of transcription by RNA polymerase II. Gene Ontology annotation, molecular function: protein dimerization activity; RNA polymerase II cis-regulatory region sequence-specific DNA binding; DNA-binding transcription factor activity, RNA polymerase II-specific. The transcript has 9 exons.
AGCAGAGAAAAAGCAAGAAAGAAAAGGAAAACAUAAAAGAAAAGGUAGAAAACAAAGACAAAAAAGGUUCUCAAAUUAACCUCCAUGCCAUGAUUCAAAUUCUCUCGAGAAAAUAACUCUUUGGUUUCCCCUGCUACUUAAUUAACCUCUUCAAACUUUCUACGAAGUUUUGUUUGGAAGCUGCAAGGAAACAAAACCCAGGUCAUCAAAAGUAAACACAUAAUACAAAGUGUGAAAAAGAAAGGUUUUUGGGUAAAUCAGUCAAAGGGCACAGCAUGAAUAGAGGAGUUUUGCAGAGCUCACCGGUGCAGCAGAUGAUGGCCGGAAACCCUAAUUUGUGGAACAUCAAUAGCAUGAGGCCGCCCUCUUCACCCCAAACCUCUCCUUUUUUGCCGCAUCCUAAUUUCUUCCCUCCUCCUUCCUCUUCUUCUUCUUGGGAUGAUAACCAGGGGCUUCCUGAGUCGUGGAGUCAACUCCUCUUUGGUCGAAUGGUGGAGGAAGAUGAAAGGGGGCAUCUUCAUGGGAAGAAGAUGGAGAGCUGGGAGGAACAAGUAUUGCAUCAUUCCUCCACUUCUUCAGCUGUGAAUGUGAAGCGAGAAAACCAUCAAAACAGCUUUAUAUAUGGACUUGCAAAUGAAGAAUUCCAGGCAGCACCAUUAAAACCUACUUGGUCACAAAUGAUGCCUGUUUCAUCGCCGAAGUCAUGUGUCACAAGUUUCAGCAGCAACAUGUUGGAUUUUUCCACCAACAAAGCUGAUGGGAGACACCCACCACCGGAUCCAUUUUCUGAGUGCAAUAGCACUGCGACUGGUGGGGCGGCGAAGAAAGCCAGGAAUCAGCCUGCUGCUGCAACCCAAUCAAAGUUGAAGGUGAGGAAGGAGAAGCUAGGAGACAGAGUUACUGCCCUUCACCAGCUGGUUUCUCCAUUUGGAAAGACUGACACAGCCUCAGUGUUGUUAGAAACUAUUGGGUACAUCAGAUUCCUUCAGAGUCAAAUUGAGGCUCUCAGCCUACCGUACUUGGGUGUGAGGCAGCAGCAACAUCCUGUUCAAGGAGAGAGGAAUUGUAUAUUUCCUGAAGACCCUGGUCAGCUUCUGAAUGAUAACUGCAUCAAGAGGAAAGGGGCCUCUGAGCAGGAGUUGGUUGAAGAAGGAAAGAAAGAUCUGAGGAGUAGAGGGCUGUGCCUGGUUCCAUUAUCAUGCACACUGCAAGUCGGGAGCGACAGUGGAGCGGAUUACUGGGCUCCGUCGUCUCUGGGCGGAGGGUUUCGGUAGAGGAAGAGAAGGUUUCUGAUUAAUUGAUGGCGGUACACUCGACGAUAUAACAUCAUGAGCAGUCACUCUACUGAAAUCUAAGGCUGAUUGCUCAUGAUGAUAUACAAUCUUUCUGAAAGGAUGUGCUCCAAUUUACAUUGAUUAUGAGCUUUCUCCAUUAUCUGCGAUUUGGUGUAUAUUUAUGCAGCUGUAGUUGUAUCAGCAUUCAUUUAAUCAGGCUGACUCAGUAAAACCUUUUUAUUAGCUUCAAUUCUUGUUCAGUCAAUAUGAAGGUUAGCAUUACAACAA